CCGGCUCCUCUGUUUUGUUUGCUUAGCAGCUGGCAAACAUUCAGGGAAGGAUUUUGGUCCGCGGCCGACACGGUAAACGGGUGUAGCAGUACUUCUACUGUAAAUACUGCUGCUCUUGUUGAAGGGCGCAAUUGUAGUAUUUGGACAAUCCAGAAGGUGGAGCCCGAUCAAGCCAAACGCGAUCCUCCGUACCUUGGUACCAGCACGUCGGAAGAGAUAUGGUGGAUCAUUCGUGCUACAAGGCGCAAUACGGCGCAGCAUCAAAUGGCUAUACUGCAUCUCUCCAGCAUCAACCAGCAACAAACCACGCGUGGGAGGACUUCUUCCAUGUCCCCAUACGCCUAGGACAACAAACUUUCGCGCUGCAGGACGAUUAUGAGCUCUGGAGCGUAAAUAAACCCAGAAUAUGCCCAAGCUCAAUACAGUAGAAGCUGCCAAUGCCCUGUCGGCGUCGGACUUUUUCGAAACUUACGACAAGCACACAGCCUUGUCACUAGACACGAACGCAGAAUUGCAGAUAUGCAAGGGCGAUGCUUCACACAUCCCUGCACCGCUCUUUGAACAGUGCUUGAAGUUGAUCGAACUGACCAGCGCGCAAGACUAUCGUAACUCUGAGAUGAAAUGGUCAGUGUCUUCAAAGCGGAAGGAGAUGAAGCUCCCGGACAUGAGAUACAUCAUCCUGGUCGAAAAGACAACUUCACAGCUUGCGGGCUUCAUCUCUUUCAUGAUUACCUACGAGGACGGCUAUGAGGUUGUCUACAUCUAUGAAAUUCAUUUCACCCCCGAAUGGCAAGGGAGAGGGCUCGGAAGAGAGCUGAUGAAAACAGUCGAAGAUAUCGGUCAGCGUGUCGGCGUUAGCAAGGCCAUGUUGACUGUCUUCAAGGCGAACAGCCGAGCAGUCAGGUGGUACCACGACCUAGGAUAUCGAGAAGACGACUUCUCACCUGGUCCACGUGUUCUACGGAAUGGCACGGUCAAAGAACCCAGUUACAUCAUCCUAUCGAAACAGUUGAACGAUUGAUAUCAUUGUUUGCAUGCAUCUAUAUCUGGCGCACGGGUUUGCCCCUCAUCUCAGGUCGCUCUAUUUCGAAUUCAUCGCGCAAAACGGCAUACAAGGUGUCUCCCACCAGAAUGGUCAGUCCAAGACUCCAUACGAGAGUAAUGGCGUAGAAGAAAUUGGCAUUGCCCGAUCCUGAAUAAAUCCACAAAUGGUAAAAUGCCGGACCGAGAAGGGUUGAAUAAAGCAGCACCGAUGCGGCAAUGAAGGUAUACCGAGUCACUUGAAUGGUCAGCUGGAGAACUUACGAAAGAACGACGCGGCGAUCAGACUUACGUGGUAGAAUGUGCGAGUACAUUGGGAGGAAGCCGAGAUACAACGAGACGUCUGAUAUGCUGGGGUAUGGCUUGAAAAUGGCAAAUAAUCCCAAAAGACUGGUGAUGACAAAAAGUGGCUGUCGUUGAAGUCGAAAACUCAAUCCUCCAACAUACCCCACGAGAUGUAACCAGAACACGCCAAUGAAAAAGUCCCGGAAGGAGUCGAAUAUCUCAAUGAAGAAAUACCACCAGAGUCCCACGUUUGGCGUAAGGUCGGUGACAGUCAGUUGUGCUCCAUAGCAGGACGAGAGGAAGUCCCAGAAUCCGUCAGUCAGAAUAGGAGUGGUGAGGAGCAACGCUGCCAAAGCUCCUAGAUACGAUAGGAUCGAAAUAGUAGCGGAAAUUGGUUGGUUUUUGUUUUGGAGAAUCAUGAGUAUCGUCGGUGGCAAGAGUAGGCCCGGGUACAUGGACAGAUAUGUGCCAAUGGCCAGACUGAACAUUGCUCGAAUAGCAUUGCCGGACUGUGCGUUUAGAACGGCUUGAAUAAUGGCUGCAUUGGUGAAAAUACUGGUGUUUUUGCCCAGGCAAGACAGUAUAGUAAAUGGGUUGAAUAGAUAUGCUGCCGCUAUUAUCGAGCCAUCCAGUUUCCGAAAUCGAGG
Exophiala dermatitidis NIH/UT8656 is the source of this 1973-nucleotide messenger RNA. RefSeq names its product GNAT family acetyltransferase Nat4. The record is from RefSeq and is a predicted model, not a curated record. Lineage: Eukaryota; Fungi; Ascomycota; Eurotiomycetes; Chaetothyriales; Herpotrichiellaceae. The transcript has a single exon. Gene Ontology annotation, molecular function: histone H2A acetyltransferase activity; histone H4 acetyltransferase activity; protein N-terminal-serine acetyltransferase activity. Gene Ontology annotation, cellular component: nucleus. Bases 407 to 1021 code for a protein of 204 amino acids.